AUGGGUUUUGGUCAAAGAUGGAGGGGUUGGGUGAUGGAGUGUAUUAUCACGUGCUCUAUGUCAAUGUUGAUAUAUGGUUCGCCGUCCAAGCCGUUCAAGAUGGAAAGGGGUCUGAGACAAAGGGAUCCUCUGUCCCCAUUUCUUUUUGUACUUGUGGUUGAUGUCCUACAUAGGAUGAUUGGAGAGGCUGUGAGAAACGGUCGCAUAUCACCAUUGAUGGUUGGGAGAGAUCAUAUUGAGUUAUCGCACCUACAGUUUACAGAUGAUACUGUUCUAUUCUGCCCUCCGGAGGAAGACACAAUCAAGAAUUAUAGGAGGUUGCUUAGGUGCUUUCAGUUGAUGUCAGGUUUAAGCAUUAACUUUGAUAAAUCUAGCUUGAUUCCUGUUAAUUGUGAUGAGCAGUGGGUGCAACGUAUGUGUGGUGUGUUGGGCUGUAAGCAAGCCAAUCUACUAGUUAAAUAUCUCGGUAUCUUGUUAAGAGCAAACCCAAGGCUGGUGAAGACGUGGAAGCCAGUAAUAGACAAAGUGGAGGAGAAGCUUAGUCUCUGGAAGGCCAAAAUCCUCAAUAAGGCCGGUAAGUUGGUGCUUAUCAAAUCUGUGUUAAACAGCCUACCGGUUUAUUAUCUGAGCCUCUAUAAGAUGCCAAAGGCUGUUGCAGAGAAAUUGAUUUCCUUACAGAGAAAAUUUCUAUGGAGUAAAGAGGAUGGGAAGAAUGGUAUGGCUCUAGUUAAGUGGGAAGUGGUCCAGACCCCUAAAAAGUUAGGUGGGUUGGGGGUUGGGGGAUGCUAUGAUAAGAAAUUCAGCUCUUCUGUUUAA
Molecule: messenger RNA, 816 nt
Organism: Arachis duranensis
Lineage: Eukaryota; Viridiplantae; Streptophyta; Magnoliopsida; Fabales; Fabaceae
Exons: 1
Coding region: 1-816 (271 amino acids)
Source: RefSeq, a predicted model, not a curated record